Tachysurus vachellii is the source of this 1528-nucleotide messenger RNA. Its product is annotated as endonuclease domain-containing 1 protein-like. NCBI's taxonomy places the organism in Eukaryota, Metazoa, Chordata, Actinopteri, Siluriformes, Bagridae. The record is from RefSeq and is a predicted model, not a curated record. The transcript has 3 exons. Gene Ontology annotation, molecular function: metal ion binding; nucleic acid binding; hydrolase activity. Bases 295 to 1176 code for a protein of 293 amino acids.
CACAAGAUUUUAUAGAAAGUGCCAAAACAAAGAUAACAGUUUGUUCAGAAAUGAGAUGGAAACCUACCACGUGACUGCAGUGUUAUAAAAAGGCGAGCAUCUGAGAGCAGGAGAGCGAGAGACCAGUCGUUCUUCUACAGUUAAAGAUCACUAAAAACAGAUCUCCUGUGUUCAUCUCACUUCAUCUACUGAACUUCAACAUCAAUUUCCAGCAGCUUGUGAUUUCUGAUAUCCAUCAUCUCACACUUGUCAUCACACUCUUCCUCAUCACACACUCCUCCAUCGUGUGUCAGGAUGCAGCUCCUCUCUCUGGUGCUCCUGCUCUCCUCUUUCUCCUCAAUGACCCUGACGGAGGUCGUUAAUUCUUUUAAACAAUCCUGUCCUAACUUCUUCAUCCGGAACCCGAAAAAAACAAGUGACAUCAUCACCCCCACUAUCAUCACUGGACAACAGUAUAAGACGAUUUGCCAGCGCUGGGACAACAGCUACAGGUUUGCCACCGUGUACGACACUGUGGGGAGGAUCCCUGUUUACUCGGCUUACACACUCUUACAGGCAGGAACGACUAAACGCAGCGACGAGUGGAAAAUUGAACCUCAGCUGGAAAAUAUUGAAGAAUAUAAAAACUUGAAAGAGAUGAUCGAUUCCCCGAGACUAGCAGGAAAGAUAUUUAACCAGGCCGUGAACUCUGAUUAUAUAAAUAUAGAGUUUACUAGAGGUCACGUGUUUCCACGCCAGUUUGCUGCUGAUCAGGAUCAAGCAGAUUCCACCUUCACUUUAAUUAACGUAGCUCCACAAACACAGGACAGCAACCAAAAUUGGGCUGCACGAGUGGAGGAACCGAUGCUUAAUGAAAUAAACCAAGACUGCAAACUCGACCAAAAUAACCUGGCGUACGUUGUGACCGGAGUCGUCCCAGGGAAGAACUGGAUAUCCAUAUCAAGAGAAGUAGGAAUAGAUCGAGAAGGAAUUAAUAUUCCCAGUCAUGCUUGGAGCGCUUACUGUUGCAGGAAAAAAACAGAUUAUAAGAAGCUCAUAGUGAAGACCUACUUAGCUGAGCUAGACGAAUUUAAUCUCAGACGCCCCGACAUUAAAAACCUGAAUAAACGGCUGACUGAACUGUAUAAUAAAGGGAUACCUUUUAAUGUGUUCCCAGGUUUAGACUUGAAUGAUUAGCAUGUGGACCUCACAGAACCAUGUCAAGUACAAAUCAGAAAUGAAACCGACUUAUAAUCUGGAUUAUGUGUCAUGAAUCUGCACAAAAGAUCACAUAAUAGCGAAGCACGGUGGUGGGAUCAUAAAAUCAGCUUCUUGGUUGCUUCACUCUCUGUCUUCCUCUCAAUAUACUAUACUAUAAAUAAUACUAUACAAGUAAAUAUUGUAACAGAUGCAUAAUUAUUCACCCUGAAACCCUGAAUCAGCUUCCACCAGAUGUAACUGCAUGAAUUAUGUAUGUAAUGUUAUUACGUAUGUAUGUAAUUAUGAUGUAAUGAGUAAUUGAAUGGAGUUAUUCUGUGUGCAACUGCGA